Molecule: messenger RNA, 873 nt
Organism: Cyprinodon variegatus (sheepshead minnow)
Lineage: Eukaryota; Metazoa; Chordata; Actinopteri; Cyprinodontiformes; Cyprinodontidae
Exons: 2
Coding region: 1-873 (290 amino acids)
Molecular function (GO): GTP binding
Source: RefSeq, a predicted model, not a curated record
AUGCAAGUUUAUAGCAUUCCUCUGAAGGAGCAGGAAGUCAAAAUAAAUGGGUGCAAGUUCUUCAGUUUUGGAGAACUCAGCAAAGUUGGUGGCAAAAAGCAAAGUCGUACCAUCCUGGUCCUUGGAGCCACAGGUGCUGGGAAGUCCACUCUCAUCAAUGGGAUGAUCAAUCACAUUCUAGGUGUGAAAUGGGAAGACUCAUAUCGGUUUAAGUUGGUGGAUGAAGAUGACACGAAAUCCCAAGCUCACAGUCAGACAUCUGAGGUGGUUGUGUACAAACUAAACCACAGGGAGGGAUUUGAGGUUCCCUUCUCUCUGACCAUUAUAGACACACCAGGCUUUGGAGACACCAGAGGCAUAGACAGAGACAGGGAGAUCACAGAGCAGCUGCAUAACCUCUUUUCUGAUAAGGAUGGCGUCAGUGAAAUUAAUGCCGUGUGUUUUGUAGCUCAGGCGGCUUUAGCCCGUCUCACAUCAACACAGAAAUACGUCUUUGACUCCAUCCUGUCAAUCUUUGGUAAAGAUGUAGCAGAAAACAUCAGGGUCCUAGUGACCUUUGCAGAUGGUCAGAAGCCACCAGUUCUAUCUGGUAUAACAGAAUCAGGCGUCCCGUGUCCCAAAAGUAAAGAUGGCCUGCCUGUUCACUUCAAGUUCAACAACUCUGCUCUGUUUGCUGACAAUACAACCUCUGAAGCAGAUGCUCAAAAGUACAUUGAGAUGCUCAUUGAAGGAGAGAAACAGGAGGCCAAACCAGGCUGGAAGCAACGGGUCGAUUCACUGAUGAAAAUGAAGGAUAAAGCAGAGUUCAUGGCUAAAGUGGAGAAAGGAGAAAAACGUCUUCUUCAACAAGUGUCGCUUGACGUGACGUCUUAA